Mycena citricolor is the source of this 1529-nucleotide messenger RNA. The record is from the annotation of a GenBank genome assembly. Lineage: Eukaryota; Fungi; Basidiomycota; Agaricomycetes; Agaricales; Mycenaceae.
AUGGCGGACGCGAUUGAACACUCCGUGAUCCAGUUCAGCCCCGCGUCGAAGGCGUUCAUGGCGAACCGAAUCACAGCCCUCGCGGGUUUCGUCGACGCCAUCCUGUUCGGCAUCGUCGCCUGCCAGGUGGUGACUUUCUUCCAGUCCUAUCGCCGCCAUAAAGGAAUCGAGAGGCAUUAUGGACGGCUCGUUCUGGUUGUCACUGUAUUGGCCACGAUGAAGACGGCGCAGUCUCUGGGCAUCAUCUGGGCCCAAACUGUCGUCCAGUGGAUGAACCCCGAUGUUGCGCAGACGUUGGUCGCGAAAGCCUGGUUUGAAGUCAGCACACCAACGAUGACUGCCAUAACGGCCAUCAUCGUGCAGAGUUUCUUCACGAUGCGGUUUUACAUGCUGCUCCGCAACUUCCUGUACUGCAUCCCGAUCUUGAUGUCCAUGAUGUUGAGCUUUGCGGCCGUGUGUCUUUCACUCAACAGUAUCGUGACGAACAACACCAAGGCCAAGAUCAUGUGGCUUCUGGUGCAUCUCGUGUGCACGUUCUGCACAGACUUUAUGAUCACCGUCGGCACGUGUCUGGCUCUGCAGAAGCGCAACUCGGGCGGGCUUGCGUCGACGACAAACCUCAUCAACAGACUGAUGCGGCUCGUCUUUGAGAGCGCGAUCCCUCCCACGAUCGCUGCAGGUAUUGACCUCAUCAUGACACAAAUACUUGGUCCUAAGCUCUUGUGGCAUCUCGUGAUUAACUUUGCGUUGAGCAAGCUGUACAUCAUCAGUCUACUCUACACGCUCAACUGCAUCAACGAGUAUCGCCGCGCCCGAGAGCUGAGUGGUGGAGUCAACUCGUCAGGAUCGAGGGGCCUACACGGCCCAUCUGUCAAGCGCGGAGACAUCGAUCUCGUGCAAAUACGCAAGCCCGGCCAGGUCCUCGUCGAGACCCAGAUCAUCACGCACAUCUCCCCGUCGACUGGCGACAUCGAGGACCAGACUCACGCCAGUCAAGACGACGGCAAGCGCUCGGAGUGGCACUGAGUCAGACCAGAAGUCAUGUUCACUCUUCCUAUAGACGUCUAAAAGUUUAAUAGUUGUCGUAUUCUAUUGUUAUCACAAUAACCACUACCCUCGAACACAGAGGAUCGAAUAUAUUUUUCGUGCUGGUAUCGAUCACGUGGUCGCGUUCGCGACGUGACCGACCAGACUGCUAAAUAGGACAGGGCGGUCCAUUCAAGCGUCUUCCAAGCACAGCCGCUUUCAAGACAUGAAUUAGACUGUCGCAGCACGCUCACGAGCUCCCUCUGCGAGACUGCGCGGGUCUACAAUCCAGAUGACGGCCGUGCUGUCAUGGACCCCCUCGUCUUCAUCGGUCAACUUCCCCGCAAGCCGAGCCGCCUUGACUUCUCUCAUCAGCGCCUUGAUGCUGUUCUUGUUGGCCGUCAACGUCGUCCACCCCCGGCGCGAGCCGAGUAGCAUGCUCUUGACGGUGUGUGCGGUCAGUCGUCCGUUCACCCGGGUCACGGCGGCUCGUUGGCUUGCUG